Molecule: messenger RNA, 1512 nt
Organism: Fulvia fulva
Lineage: Eukaryota; Fungi; Ascomycota; Dothideomycetes; Mycosphaerellales; Mycosphaerellaceae
Product: Pantothenate transporter liz1
Exons: 4
Coding region: 1-1512 (503 amino acids)
Biological process (GO): transmembrane transport
Cellular component (GO): membrane
Molecular function (GO): transmembrane transporter activity
Source: RefSeq, a predicted model, not a curated record
AUGGGAAUCGGAACGGAUGACAAGCAUGACAUUCAAGCACAAGCGGAGGUCGUGAUUGAAGAGAAGCCGAAGAAGCGCAAAUGGCAGAGUUACAUCUGGGACAGCCUUGACAAUAGCCCAGAAGAGCGAAAGUUCCUCUUUAAGCUAGACUCAGCUGUCCUGACCUUUGCAUCCCUUGGCUAUCUGAUCAAGUACCUCGACCAGGCGAACAUCAACCAUGCAUUCGUCAGCGGCAUGAAGGAAGACCUCGGUCUAUACGGCGAUCAGCUCAACUACAUGCAAACUUGCUGGACCGUUGGCUAUGUCAUCGGUCAGAUCCCGAGCAAUCUCGUACUGACACGGGUGCGACCAUCGCUAUGGAUUCCGACUCUCGAGCUGAUCUGGACUAUCUGCACCUUGUCAUUGUCUCGCUGCAACACAGCGGAGCAAAUCUAUGCUGUUCGUUUCCUGGUCGGACUGGCUGAAUCUGGCUUUUACCCUGGCAUGCAGUACGUUAUUGGAUCAUGGUACAAGAAGGACGAAUUGACCAAACGGUCCUGCAUAUUCCACACUUCUAGUGGCAUAGCCCAGAUGUUCUCGGGCUACCUCAUGGCUGCUGUGUACCAUCUCGAGGGUGUUGGUGGGUUUCGUGGCUGGCAAUGGUUGUUUAUUGUUGAUGGUAUCAUAUCUCUCCCGAUCGCUUUGGCCGGGUACUUUAUGCUCCCUGAUCACCCGGAGAACACCAGAGCUCUGUACUUGACACCAGAGGAGCGAGCUUUCGGCAGAAAACGGAUGGAAGCUGUUGGCCGCAAGGAAAGUGAGCCUUACACGAAAGCCAAGAUCUGGAAGAUCCUCACCUCAUGGCGUAUCUGGGUGUUGACGAUGCUAUACAUCUGCUUCAACAAUGGCAACAACGCUUCGGUGCCGGCAUAUCCACAGUUCCUGAAGCAGUCCAUGGAUCCAAAGUACGAAGUCUGGCAGAUCAAUGUGUACCCAACUACCACCUCUGCCGUACAAGUUGUUACCACGUUGAUAUAUGCAUGGACCUCCGACUCAAUAGCCGAAGGACGGCGAUGGCCGUUCUUCAUCUUUGGUGGCCUGGUGAAUAUCUUGUGCUAUGUCAGCUUAGCCAUCUGGGAUAUACCCAUUGGCUGGAAGUGGGUCUGCUUCGUCAUGGCAGGGGGUGGCUACGGCCUUUCCGGUCUGUGCUUCGCCUGGGCCCACGAAAUCUGCUCAGACGAUAACGAAGAGCGUGCCCUCGUGACCGGAUCUAUGAACGAAAUGGCAUACGUCUUCCAAGCUUGGCUGCCGCUCGUGGUUUGGAAGCAAGUCGAGGCGCCAGAGUACCGCAAAGGGUACAUUACUGUUACUUUCUUGGCUGCUCUCAUGAUUGCUACGGCGAUGCUUACGAGAUAUUUGCAUAAGAGGCAGGAUAGGGAGAAAGCUCUUGCGAUGGAAACGACGGUGUUGGGGUUGGAUAGUAGUGGGUCGGUGGAGGUGUCGACUGUUCAGCCAACUGAGCUGAAAGUGUAG